Aspergillus melleus is the source of this 776-nucleotide messenger RNA. It is a transcript of the gene RPS22, whose product is annotated as 40S ribosomal protein uS8. Lineage: Eukaryota; Fungi; Ascomycota; Eurotiomycetes; Eurotiales; Aspergillaceae. The record is from RefSeq and is a predicted model, not a curated record. Gene Ontology annotation, biological process: translation. Gene Ontology annotation, cellular component: cytosolic small ribosomal subunit; ribosome. Gene Ontology annotation, molecular function: structural constituent of ribosome. The coding region runs from base 177 to 569 and encodes 130 amino acids. The transcript has 3 exons.
AACCCUAAGCGCGCACAUCUGCCGAAGCCUCACCAACUUUUCACGCCGGCCGAGCUUUUGCUUCCUGUCCACUCCAUCCGCUUCUCACCAGCCUUGUCGGUACGACCCUCGAGAUACCUCAUUUCGUGAUUUUAUAAACACUUUGAUCUGAGAAUCUCGAUCAGCCAAACGUCAAAAUGGUCAAGACUUCCGUCCUCAACGAUACGCUUAACGCUAUCAACAAUGCCGAGAAGGCUGGCAAGCGCCAGGUUCUGGUCCGCCCCAGCUCCAAGGUCAUCGUCAAGUUCCUGAGCGUCAUGCAGAAGCACGGCUACAUUGGCGAGUUCGAGGAGGUUGACGACCACCGUUCCGGCAAGAUCGUCAUCCAGCUGAACGGCCGUCUCAACAAGUGCGGUGUCAUCAACCCCCGCUACCCCGUCCAGCUCCGUGACCUCGAGAAGUGGGCUGUCCAGCUCCUUCCCUCGCGUCAGUUCGGUUUCGUCGUCCUGACCACCUCCGCCGGUAUCAUGGACCACGAGGAGGCUCGCCGCAAGCACGUUGCUGGCAAGAUCCUCGGUUUCUUCUACUAGACAACCAACUCCAAAAAAGUUAAUGUCAAUACCCGUGCAUUGGUGCUAGGAUGAGGCUUGGUUCUCGGAAAAUGAGCAAGGAUAUGUUCUCAAGGGAAACCCUGUCUAGGCGAGCGAGUCUAGGAUUUACUACCCCUGGCAGAAACGCCAUAGAUAGUUUUGAGUGAAUCUCGCUCAGUCGAAAUCAAGUCACCUAGUUCUGAUCAC